This is a messenger RNA of Emys orbicularis (European pond turtle), 1855 nucleotides long. RefSeq names its product NSF attachment protein gamma (gene NAPG). Gene Ontology annotation, molecular function: syntaxin binding; soluble NSF attachment protein activity. The transcript is spliced from 12 exons. Gene Ontology annotation, biological process: intracellular protein transport. Bases 100 to 1044 code for a protein of 314 amino acids. The record is from RefSeq and is a predicted model, not a curated record. Lineage: Eukaryota; Metazoa; Chordata; Testudines; Emydidae. Gene Ontology annotation, cellular component: vacuolar membrane; SNARE complex.
GCCCUUACGGCUUUCCGUAGCCUGUCCCUCCUUUCCUGACGCAGGCGAAGCGCAGCGGCGGCGGUUCCUGGCAGGUACAGACGGGUCCGGUCCAGCGAGAUGGCGGCGCAGAAGAUCAACGAGGCGCUUGAGCACGUCGCCAAGGCGGAGAAAUACCUGAAAACUGGAUUCUUAAAGUGGAAACCAGAUUAUGAUAGUGCAGCUACUGAAUAUGGAAAGGCAGGUGUUGCUUUUAAGAAUGCCAAACAGUUUGACCAGGCAAAGGACGCCUAUUUGAGGGAAGCUGAAGCACAUGCAAAUAAUAGAGCUCUCUUCCAUGCUGCCAAAGCUUAUGAACAAGCUGGCAUGAUGUUAAAGGAGAUGCAAAAACUUCCUGAAGCAGUUCAGCUGAUUGAGAAGGCCAGUAUGAUGUACCUGGAGAAUGGAACACCUGACACAGCAGCUAUUGCACUGGAACGGGCUGGAAAGCUAAUAGAAAGUAUGAACCCAGAAAAGGCUGUACAACUCUAUCAGCAGACAGCGUCAGUGUUCGAAAAUGAAGAACGUUUACGGCAGGCUGUAGAAUUACUAGGGAAAGCCUCAAGACUUUUAGUCAGAGGACGAAGAUUAGAUGAGGCUGCGUUGUCUAUUCAGAAGGAAAAAAGUAUUUAUAAAGAAGUUGAAAAUUAUCCAACAUGUUAUAAGAAAACUAUUGCUCAAGUCUUAGUUCAUCUCCAUAGACAUGACUAUGUUGCUGCAGAAAGAUGUGUCAGGGAAAGUUACAGUAUACCGGGAUUCAAUGGAAGUGAAGAUUGUGCAGCACUAGAACAGCUUCUAGAAGGAUAUGACAACCAGGACCAGGAUCAGGUUUCUGAUGUCUGUAACUCACCACUUUUCAAGUACAUGGACAAUGAUUAUGCCAAGCUUGCUCUUAGUUUGGCGGUCCCAGGAGGGGGAACUAAGAAGAAAUCACCAGUUACUGCACAGGACAAAGCAGGAGGACCGGCUGCAGUUGGCUCCCAUGCUGAGGAGGAAGAUGAUGAAUAUUCUGGUGGACUAUGCUAGUUGUAAACAUGUUUAAUGUUAAAUAAUAUCAGACUUGCUGUUUAUGGAUGUUGAGCAUAUCCAAAGGUACCAGAAUUACCAGCGCUUCAUUGCAAUCAUGAUAUUGGAAUGCUAAUAUAGACUUGACAGCUUUUGGGUACUAUUACAAAAAAGCAUGAUAGCCCACCACUUGUUGAAGCAUUUCCGGAUUCCAUUCCGUACAUGGUAAGAACUUCCUGAGUGCACUACCUUCCUCUGAUUGAAAUAUUUGAGUAAUAUUGUCUCUUCUCUAAAAGCACAUGGGUUAAAAGAAACUAAAUCAGAUUGGGGAGAAGUAUUGAAACAACUAGUUUCAAAUCAUUGGAUUCUAGAAUAUUUUGACUGGUUCUUCUGGUUCCCUAUAACAUGUUUGUGAUUUCUUUCCACUUUGGCAGUUUUAAAGGUUAUUCAUCUUGGUGUAGUUUUUAGCACAUUGAAUAUCUGAAUAAAGAAGACUAACUCUUUACCAGAUCAGAUUUUUACACAAGUUUAAGCCUCUUAGGUGUCAACCAUUCCAUUUAUUCUGAAAACAUUUUUAACCUGUAGAGGGAUUUGUUUUAAAUGCCUUAUUUUUAUAAGCAUUAUCCAGGAGUGUAAAAGGGUGUGGAAAAUACUAAGACAACUGAUAUGAAGCCAUCUUGCAAGUUUCUUCAGAUAGCCCCAUUAUUUUCCCAUAGGUAUCUUUCAUCUAAAGAAACAAUAUUCUCAAUAGCUCUUUGGUGUUACAUUUGCAUGCAGAUUGAGAUGCUGUUUGUAAUGUACAUAUUGCAAAGGAGAAAGGAGCCAACCAUAA